Molecule: messenger RNA, 2165 nt
Organism: Drosophila santomea
Lineage: Eukaryota; Metazoa; Arthropoda; Insecta; Diptera; Drosophilidae
Gene: Ssl1
Product: general transcription factor IIH subunit 2
Exons: 4
Coding region: 96-1412 (438 amino acids)
Biological process (GO): regulation of transcription by RNA polymerase II; nucleotide-excision repair; DNA-templated transcription
Cellular component (GO): transcription factor TFIIH holo complex; transcription factor TFIIH core complex
Molecular function (GO): zinc ion binding
Source: RefSeq, a predicted model, not a curated record
CAGGCCCUGUGUGUACACACUGUUUCAUUAGCCGGCGAAUUUUAUUGAGCGUUGAAUGCAUUUCUUGUUUUGACUAGUGCAUUAGGACCGCGAAGAUGGCCGACGAUGAGCAUGAGGACCAGAAGGAGUACCGCUGGGAAACGGGCUAUGAAAAGACAUGGGAGGCCAUCAAGGACGACGAGGAUGGGAUGCUGGAUGGAGCCAUCGCCGAGAUCAUUCAGAAGGCCAAACGCCAGAGGCAAGCUCAAAAGACCAAGCAGAACCGCCUGGGCAUGAUGCGCCACAUGUUCCUCGUGCUAGACUGUUCUGAGUCCAUGAGCGUACCUGAUCUAAAGCCCACACGACUGCGUUGCACCGUCAAGCUGCUGGAGCUGUUUAUCGAGGAGUUCUUCGACCAAAACCCCAUCAGCCAAUUGGGAAUCAUAGCGCUAAAGGCUAAACGAGCGGAGAAGGUGACCGAACUUACCGGCACUUCGCGAGUGCACCUCAAAGCGCUAGAGAGCCUGGCCAACGUGUCCCUGACCAGCGAGCCGUCGCUUCAAAACGGCUUGGACUUGGCGCUAAAAUCGCUCAAGGUGGUGCCGUCGCACGCCUCCCGCGAGAUCGUCAUUAUCAUGGGCUCGCUUACCACCUGUGAUCCUGUCGACAUUAACAUCACGAUCGACGAUUUGAAAAAGGAGGGCAUACGCUGCUCGGUUAUUUCCCUGUCGGCUGAGAUUCACGUUGCCCGCUACCUCACCCAGCAAACAAUGGGCACCUUCGGGGCUGUUCUGGACGACGCACAUUUUCGAGAUCAACUCAUGUCCCAGGUAGAUCCACCGCCCGCCGCCAAGACUCAGCACAACUCGCUUAUCCGUAUGGGUUUUCCGCACACCAAGAACGAAGUUGAGGGCAAGGACGCGCCGUUGUCCAUGUGCAUGUGCCACAUAGAGAACUUGGAGGAGCCCAGUGAACUCACCACUACUGGGCACCACUGCCCGCAGUGUAACAGCAAGUACUGCGAGCUGCCCGUGGAGUGCCAGUCCUGCGGGCUCACUCUGGUCUCCGCGCCGCACUUGGCGCGCUCCUACCACCACCUUUUCCCGGUGCCAAACUUUGAGGAACUACCGUUUGAGGCGAUGCCUGCUUCGUCCUCCGACCUCACUAGCGGGGUUAGGGAGUGUUAUGCGUGUGCCAAAGCCCUCGGGCAAAGCGUCGACAAGGUCGCCGAUAAGGUCGUCUACAGAUGCGGUUUCUGCAAACAGUAUUUUUGCGUUGACUGCGACAUCUUCAUUCACGAUACUUUGCACGCCUGCGUGGGAUGCAACACCAUUCCCGGCGUAGACGGCCUGGUUUACCAGCAAAGUUCUAAGCCUGACCAGGUUGAUGCGCACCCAGGGCCCUCGAAGCAGCGCGCACAGUUUGGGAUGUAAUUGACUUUCUAAAAAUAUGUAGAUAUUUUGAACUUCCACCUAACUGCGCAUUUGGGCCAAACAAAAUACAUUUCAAUUCGAAAGGGUGCUCGUGAGUUAUGUGAAUUAAAAUCUGGCUUUAUGCUUAAUAAUUGUAAAGGUGAGCGUAGCAUUAUUAUGGCCGUUGUGUGAAACCCUCUCAAUUGUAUAGCAAGUUACUUGGUCGUAGGCUCUCUGUGCAGCUUCAUGCAAACUUGGCGCACUUUUGUCUAGAGCUUGUUUGAGUUCAUCGUCAGCGUUUGCCGCAUUCGGUCGGGUUUAGUUUCGAUUCGAUCCAAAAGCUCCCAACAUCCACAGGUGUUCUCGUUCGAACUUUAGCUUUAAAGACGUUAACCCGCGUUGGUGUUGUGAAUUUGGAAGAGCCAGCACCUUUGUUCAGAGGGAGACUGAUUUGGAGUGGAUAUAUUGCUCUAUGAGACCAUACAAAAUUUGAGAUUAAUGACGCUGUUUUAAACUAGUAUUAAACCAGUUAGAGCCCAGCUAAACCGCCACAACAGUCUAUUCAUUCAAGUUAAACAUUUAAUUGAAGAGUCAUAAACAUUGUGAAGCUGCUUUGUUAAUCAACCACAACAAGAACUCCCCCUUCAUUUCUCCAAAACAACAUAAACAACUGACGCAAAUGACUUCCGGGCAAUUGAAAUGGAAAUGAUAAUCCUAUUUUCCCACCCCCAAUCUCCGCCCCACCCACGUGCAUUUUAAUUUAUUAUAUAAAAA